This is a messenger RNA of Dendronephthya gigantea, 1683 nucleotides long. RefSeq names its product 26S proteasome non-ATPase regulatory subunit 4-like. Gene Ontology annotation, molecular function: polyubiquitin modification-dependent protein binding. The record is from RefSeq and is a predicted model, not a curated record. Gene Ontology annotation, cellular component: cytosol; nucleus; proteasome regulatory particle, base subcomplex. The transcript is spliced from 10 exons. NCBI's taxonomy places the organism in Eukaryota, Metazoa, Cnidaria, Anthozoa, Malacalcyonacea, Nephtheidae. The coding region runs from base 438 to 1601 and encodes 387 amino acids. Gene Ontology annotation, biological process: proteasome-mediated ubiquitin-dependent protein catabolic process.
CAAAUUUCACUCCAAAUAUUCGAAUAAUUUCCGUAUAUAGUGCAAGCGAAUACCGAAUAAGGAUUACCAAACGCGAUUUUAACAAAUUUGACUUUCGUACGAAAUGAUAGAGCGUUUCGAUUUUUAAAAAAAUUAGAUAUAUUAUCAUCCAUUUAGAUAAAUUCCUGCAAUUAUAUAACAACGGCAACUUGUGAAAUUAUAUAAUAAUACGGAAAAAGAUCGUGUAGUGUCGUAUUUGUAGUACUGUAGUAAUUUUACUCUGAAUGGAAGAUUAAAUAGAUAAAUUGAUACUUUCAAUAAACUUAUGUUUAUCCAGUUAAUAUAAAUAUCAGUAAAAUUAUAAUUUAUGACGUCAUAAAGAAGGGAUUGAGAUUAGGAACCUGGGAACAAGAAAGAAAAAAUAGAAAAUUUACCAAAAUUUAGAAGUUUGAUAGAAGAUGGUGUUGGAAUCAACCGUGAUUUGCGUAGACAACAGCGAGUACAUGAGAAAUGGCGAUUUUUUGCCGACGAGGAUUCAAGCACAACAAGAUGCUGUGAACUUAGUUUGUCGCUCAAAAGCUCGACAGAAUCCGGAGAAUAAUGUAGGAUUAAUGACUCUGGCAAGUCUUGAGGUGUUGGUAACAUUGACAACUGAUGUAGGCAAAGUUCUCUCAACGUUGCACAGUGUUAAACCAAAGGGUGCCAUCAAUAUUGUCACAGGCAUUAGGGUUGCACAUCUUGCAUUGAAGCAUCGGCAAAGUAAGAAUCACAGAAUGAGAAUUAUAGCAUUUGUUGGAAGUCCUUUAGCUAAUGAUGAAAAGGAGCUUGUUAGAUUAGCAAAGAAAUUGAAAAAAGAAAAGGUUAAUGUUGACAUAGUCAACUUUGGAGAAGAGGAGACGAACACAGCAAGUUUAACAACUUUUAUAAACACUGUAAAUGGUAAAGAUGGUACAUCUAGUCAUCUUGUGACAGUACCUCCUGGCCCAAUUCUGGCUGAUGCUCUCAUUUCAUCUGCCAUCAUUGUUGGGGAGGAGGGUGCCCCGCCUUCUUCUGGAGGUGAUGGCCUCUUUGAUCCUUCAAAUGAUCCUGAAUUAGCCUUGGCCAUUCGGGUUUCCCUGGAGGAACAGCGUCAACGCCAGGAGGAGGAGAACAAGAAUACAGAUGCAGAAGGCACGGCACCAUCUGAAGAGAUACCAGACAGUGAGGAAGCUUUGUUACAACAAGCUUUGAGAAUGUCUGGGGCUGUCUCAGACACUUCUGUUGGUUCGACACCAUUUCCAGAUGACGUCAGCAUGAUGUCUGAGGCAGACCAGAUCGCAUACGCAAUCAAAAUGUCCCUUCAAGGAGACGAGACGGGAAGUGAAGCGGAAACACUAAACAUGGACUCCUCAAGAGAGACCACACCCAUGGAGACCGACCCCACACGUACAAGCAUGGAUGCAGACAUUCAGGAUUUCAGCGAAGAAAUGGCAGAUCCUGAUUUUCUUCACUCUGUGUUGGGCUCACUUCCCAAUGUUGAUCCGGAUAGCGAGGCUGUGAAGGCAGCCAUUGGACAGGCGACGCAACAGAGAGAUUCCAAGAAAAAAGACGAUUCAACGGACAAGGAGGGUGAAGACAAAUAAACCGACUCACGCAAAAAUACAUAGUUUAUUAUUAAAUCGCUCGUCAGUAAUUCAUGACAGAAAUACUAAAGCUCGACCAUCA